Molecule: messenger RNA, 1341 nt
Organism: Cladocopium goreaui
Lineage: Eukaryota; Dinophyceae; Suessiales; Symbiodiniaceae
Source: the annotation of a GenBank genome assembly
AUGUACGGAGUGCCACCACCAAAAGGUACUGGGAAGGGUGUGCCUCGGCCCCCACCACCCGGAAAGGGUUCCAAGGGAAGUUACAAGGACGCAUGGGGCAAGGGUAAGGAGAAAGGCGACAAGGGCAAGAGCACCUCCCGUGGAACUUCACCAGGAAAGGCACCUCCGACCAAGACAGCUAAGGCUGCUGCCCCGGCUUGUCGCGGAGCAAAGGUCACAACUUCGAACAAACUCGAUUUCAAGGACAUGUAUGCACUGCCAAUCUACAACAAGCAGGACCUGUUGUUCAACCUUGACCGCCGACAGUUCAACAACAAGGUGGUGUGCCAGAUGCCCAACGACGACUUGACCGACAUCAUCGCCUUGCUGGCCGACGUGGACCCGUGUGACAAGCCACAGGCCACAGACAGCGAAGAUCCCCGUGGCAAAUAUCUGGCCGGCUUGUUGGACAACAUCUGGCUUCGCCUAGAUGGGAAGGAGAUCACUGGCAUCCAUGGAAAGAAGCUCCUGGCCGAAGUUCGGCACUGGCGAGCCCAGAAGGAGGAGUUGCUGCAAACCAUUGCUGUGUACUAUAUUGGGGAUGAUCAGUGCAUCAGCUGUGGUGAUUCCACGGCUUACUUACCUGCUGGGUGGAACUACUGGUGCGAAACUAUCUACCGGGAUUUCCUGGCGAAGAAGCCUUACAUCACCGAUGGCACCAACACGCGCUACGUCGAGGAGUUCGUCACCGUCCCUGAUUUGGAUCCCUUUGAGUUCGAGGAGGCGCCAGGCUCACCUGCCAGCAUGGUCAGCCAGGCAGAACCUGGACCGGAGCAUCUUGUGGUGUAUGACACAGCUGGCAAAGCAUUGCUAGUCAAGGUUUUGGACCCAACCCAGAUGGUUGAGCUGCCCCCGACUGAUGCGAAAGACUAUUUCGUUCAGAAGCACCACACCAACAAACGGGAAUUUGUGAGUAGCCCUUCUGUUGGCUUCAUGUCAUAUGCUGAUGAGCUUCUGGCGAAGCGUGAGCCUGAGGGGGAGCCGGCAGAAGCGAAGUCGAGUCCACCUAUCCCUGCUGCUCCUGGUGGUAUGGCUAGGGCAACCCGUUCUUUGCAAGAGCGCUGGUCUACGACCGCCCAGCCGACGGAAACACUGGGAGAGGUGGAGGUGUUGGCAGAUGAGGAGUGCACGGUGGUUGCAGCUAAAGCCGCUCCAGCUCAUGGUGGUGGUGGUGGUGGUGCCAGCAGUUCAAGCGCUCGCCUGACUGAAUCGAAUGUGGCGAAGGCUACUGCUGCAGCAGCAGUCCCGAAGCCCCCCACUCCGAAGGCAGUGUCCCCAUCUGCAACUGCAGCUGAGGGGUGA